AUGCAGAUUUCGUCGAUCCUCACCCUCGUGGCACUGGCCUCCAGUGUCGCUGCAGAUCUACACAACCAAGCCGUUUGUGUGAAGAACAGAGUCGAGGCGCCCGUUGGCGGGACCCCGUGGAGCGUCAGCUACACCUGGAGCAACAACUACGAGAUCGAAGUCGAGGCGACCAAGUGCGCCUGCGAACACUACAAGAACCGCAACACCGGCGAUAACCAGUGGGAUAAGUGCCCGGACUGUAAAGUUAUCGAUAUGAUUUGCCACUCUGACGGCUGGCACAUUGGAGGUGACGAAAUGAACUAUUACUGCACGAAGAAGUGCGGCGCACAAGGGGCGGAGGCCAACUAG
Messenger RNA from Colletotrichum destructivum, 348 nucleotides. RefSeq lists its product as uncharacterized. The record is from RefSeq and is a predicted model, not a curated record. The transcript has 3 exons. Bases 1 to 348 code for a protein of 115 amino acids. NCBI's taxonomy places the organism in Eukaryota, Fungi, Ascomycota, Sordariomycetes, Glomerellales, Glomerellaceae.